UAGCAGAGAAAAUGUGAUUGCUCUUGGAACGAUAUUGACAUUUUUCUUUACAAUGGAUAUAAUAAAGAUCUCACUCCUUCUUCUGUGUGCCGGUAAUGUAUUUUCAAGCCCAAAUAAAUCUUCAAAAUCAUGGCAAUACAACACUAGGAAGAUGAACUCAUUACUAGAUCAGACACAACACUGUUUCUGCUACCCUGACGGUGACCUCCCAGUCGUUAACAAGCUAUUGGACUCUGAAGAUCACGGCCUGGAGCGUUUAGUCGUGUAUCUCUACAAAGCUAUCAACUCCAACGAAAUCAAGAUGUAUACUCCAAGUGCAGAAAAACAGAUGCUUAUACCUGACAUACCGUACGAUUCCAACGAUGGACUUCUUACACUUACAAAUGAAAACGUUGAUAUGUUGUUUUACGACAAUCCCUACAAAAUAAAAGUGUACAAUGAUCGUUUCGAAACUCUAAAUCCAACUGUAGUAAGCUCCUUACCUAUCGGACUACACCAAGGAGAGAUAGAACACAUAUUGCCUGGUGCUAAUGAUGACACAAACUCGAAUGACAAUGAUAGUAGCAAUGGAUACGAUUACAAUGCUUACGCGAAUCCUCAAUAUAAUGGUUAUGAUGACGCUAAUCUGCCACAACCAGAAGCCUCACCCAUAAAACCUUUAGACUUUGAUUCAAACGGUUCUCCUGGCAACAAUUUAGAGCCAAAUCAAAACACAAAUCCAGAGAGCUUGGUGCCAGAUCAAAACUGGGUUGACCCAAAUACAAAUCCAGACAGUUUAGGGCCAGGUCAAAACUGGGUCGUUCCGAAUAUAAAUUCUGACGGUUUGAGACCAGGUGAACACUGGGUGGUCCCGAAUACAAAUCUUGAGGGUUUGGGGCCAGAUCAAAACUUGGUUGACCCAGGUACAAAUCCAGAGAGUUUAGGGCCAGGUCAAAACUGGGUCGUCCCAAAUACAAAUUCAGACGGUUUGGGGCCAGGCCAACACCGGGUAGUCCCAAAUACAAAUCCUGAGAGUUUAGGACCAGAUCAAAACUGGGUUGACCCAAGUACAAAGCCAGAUGGUUUGGAAUCAGAUCAAAACUGGGUGGUCCCAAAUACAAAUCCAGAGAGUUUAGGGCCAGAUCAAAACUGGGUUGUCCCAAGUACAAACAUAGAGGGUUUGGGGCCAGAUCAACACUGGAUCAUCCCAAAUAAAAAACCAGAGAAUUUUGAAGAAAUUUCAGCUGUUUUGAAUGCAAAUGAUUUACAAGAUCCAUUAUUGCCCGAAUCACAAGCAUUCCCGCUGGCACCCGAUGAUAAACUGCGCUCGCAAAUCGUGUAUUCCUUCCUUGGAGAUCUCGCAACAUCGCAGGCGGGAACCUUUGACGCAUGGUUCAAGCAACAAAUGAAGAGAUUCCAACAUCCUCAUUUUCCCGGUGAUCUAAAGAAUAUAGACAGUAAUUUGCUUAAAACACUGGUAGUUAAGAUCUUCUCCGAAAAUAAAAUAUAUAUCAGUACCAAUGGUGUGAUAACAGGACCAAAUGGAGAAAUAAUAGACAUAGCUAAUUUAGAACUCCGUGCACUGUUGUUAGGCGAAAAGAUCAAUCUUGAAAUCUUCAAUAACAGCGAAAAAAAAAUUAGCCUAUUAAAACGUUUGCCUUUCCUGGAAGGUAUACUAGUCACACUGGUGUCGCCUCCACAAAUAUUAGGCAUAAUACCACUUGGUAAGAUAUAUUUAACCAAAAGCUCAAUUUAUAUGGAUCAGAUACUGGGGCAAUUAAGUGCUAUAAAUAGUUCAAAGGUUUACACCAGUAAAUAUACUGAUGCAACCGUUUAUUUGAAUCCAUCACAAUCAACUCUUAACCGUUUUCUCUCCGAACCAGGAAAAAUAAGUGUUGAGUCGAUAUCUUCCAUCUCAAGCGCUGGUAAUACAGGUAAUUGGGAAACAAAUCUACACGCUCAAGCUGUUCCGCUUUCAAAUAAAGAAACGCAACUGUCAAGAGCGGGUCCAUACUGGAACAGUGGACAAUAUUACUCGGCUCCAAAUGUACCAUACCCUAACUGGAAUCCUUUGGUUGAAAUCCAGCCUUUAGGGCAAAGAAGGAAGUCAAAUGUAAAGAUUGAACAUCUUGUUGAACCGCCUCCAAUCAAAACAAGAAAGAAGAUAAACGAUGACCCUAGCACACAAAAAGAUACGAAAACAAAAGUAACAACUACAAUUACACCUUCAGGGAAUGUGAAUUCAACAGAACCUGCGAGAAGGUUCUCGGGACCUAUUCUUCAAGGAAUGUUGAAGACAUUAAUGUUACUUCUAAAUGAUACACCAAUUAGAAGGCAGUAUCAAUCAAAACAGAAUACUACGCAAAAUUUUGACAUAAUCAGUGAUUCUGAGUUGACGAAGUAUGAUGAGGAUGGUCCAGAUUUCAGAAUCAUUGGUGGCAGUGCUGCUACCGGCAGUGGAACCCCGGUCAGUAGUAAGGGCCGGAGUGGCUAUAAUGAAGAAAUGGCGUCAUAAAACUUAAUGCACAAAGCAUACAAUUUUCAUAUUUUUUUUAGUAGUUAGUUAAGUUAGUUUUAAGUGAAUCCUUAGAGAUAAAUGAAACGGCUUGUUAAUGGAAUUUUGAUUAUAAAUUAAUUAUUAAAUAUAUGGGUUUGGGUGGCA
Molecule: messenger RNA, 2641 nt
Organism: Spodoptera litura
Lineage: Eukaryota; Metazoa; Arthropoda; Insecta; Lepidoptera; Noctuidae
Source: RefSeq, a predicted model, not a curated record